AUGAAGUUUUCCCACGUAGUCGCCGGCUUCGCUGCCACGGCGCAUGCUUUUAGUCCCAAGUUCAACAUCUUCGGCGACAACGAUAAUGCCGACACCAACGCUCCUCAUAGGAUCCCUACGGCCCAUGAGUCUGUUGUCAUGGCGCGUCGCAUCCUUGCUCUCACCAAGGUCGCCACUCUCUCGACUGUUUUCCCUUCUGGCCACCCCAACGGUGAUCUUGCCAUCGAUGAGAACCGCCCGACCGGACUCGAGGGUGUGCCUAUUGGCAUGAUGGAUUAUGUGGCAGAUUGCGAGGAUGAAGGUAACCCUACCAUUCUCGAAAUUAAGAUCGCAACAACGUUCAAGAACAUCCGCGCUGGAUCGAACCUUACACUCUCCAUGAACUGGGUCCCGCCCUAUCCGCCCGCCAAGCGCAUCUCCCUUCUCUCUCGUCUCUCGGCAUAUAUUCCCUUCCUCCCUAGCUACGACUACAACAGUCGUGUCGAGGAGUCUUCCACCCCGGACACCGUUCCUUACUCAGCGGCCAAUCUGCCCCGGUUCGCCCUUUUUGGAUACCUGGAGCCCAUUGAAACCACUCCCGUAUCGGCUGUCAAGCUUGCAGCAUGCUUUACGCGCAAGCAUCAAGACGCUAAGUACUGGCUGCCAGGUAAUGUCAUCCAUGAGAGCUCAUGGGCGCGCCUGGUUGUGACCAAGAUAUAUUGGGUUGGCGGCUUUGGCGACCGGGCGCGAAUUGGCUGGCUGCCUGUUGACGAAUGGAAGAGCGUCACCAGAGAUGAAUGGGAGAGCAUCAAGCUCCCCGGUGAGGAGAGAGGUUGGAGCGAGUGGUCAGUCAGCUCUGCGGGAGAGCUGUAA
Messenger RNA from Fusarium venenatum, 852 nucleotides. Its product is annotated as pyridoxamine 5'-phosphate oxidase-domain-containing protein. NCBI's taxonomy places the organism in Eukaryota, Fungi, Ascomycota, Sordariomycetes, Hypocreales, Nectriaceae. The record is from RefSeq and is a predicted model, not a curated record.